This is a messenger RNA of Nothoprocta perdicaria, 2463 nucleotides long. Its product is annotated as transmembrane protein 180-like. Lineage: Eukaryota; Metazoa; Chordata; Aves; Tinamiformes; Tinamidae. The transcript has 7 exons. Bases 99 to 1499 code for a protein of 466 amino acids. The record is from RefSeq and is a predicted model, not a curated record.
CUCUCCCUGUGCAGGACGAGUCGUGUCCUGAGCGAGCUGCAGAAUGAAGAAUCUGCAGGACUAGUUUGCAGGGAGAAGAGACUUAGACUUUUUGGAAGAUGAAAUUUACUUGGGGAAUUCAUCAUAAUGCACUGGCAUACUCUAUGACUACAUUAGGUGCUGGAAUGAUGAACAGUAUCUUUAAUUUCUACUACGUUAAGCUUUUCCUAAACCAAUACAGAAUUUCAGAAGCAGCCUUUCAUCAAGCACAGGUGGUGUUUAUGAUAUGGAAUGCCAUCAAUGAUCCUCUUUUUGGGUAUAUUCAAGAUAAUUCCAAAUUCGCCUGCUGCUCAAGACGUCAGUUUUCAAUUCUGUAUGGAGCUCCCUURUAUGCAUUAGCCUUUUUGCUUCCUUGGUUUCCUUGGAAACAUUACGAGGAAGGCGACUGGCUAAGUGGUCUCCACCUGAUUGUUUCUCUGUGUGCUUUUGACGGGUUGCUUACGUUUGUGCUUCUGGCGCAAUGUGCUCUCUUUGCAGAAAUUUCCACCAGACAUGAAAAUAGGCUUCAGCUUAUUAAAUAUAACCAAGUAGCAACAUUAAUUGGAUCAACAAGCAUUCUCUUCUGUGGUCUAAUAUCAGAUAAUAUGGAGAAUUUUGCCUCUUUUCAGGCUUUUACUGUUUUGGUUGCUGUGUUAGCAACAGCUUGUAUGUGUUACACGGGCAAAUACAGUACCAGUCAAUAUGAGCAGAGAGAAAUUCAUACAGAGAGUGCUAAUCUAGAAAAUGAUGAUGGAGCUCUUUCCUGGUCCUCUGUAAUUUCACUAACCAAGCAGAUAAUGGCAGAAAAAAACUUCUUAUUUUUUGUGACUAUGAACUUCUUCCAAGUCUUCCACCUAGCCUUUUGCAACAAUUUUAUGAUGAUCUUUGCGGAUAAUCUAAUUCCUAAGGAUGUCCUUUCUUCCUCAAUAAGAAGUGUUAUGUAUGGAGCAGGCUUUAUUUGUCCUCAGUGCCUUGUUCUUCUCAGUCAUGCUUCAUUGAAGAAGUUUGGUUAUUACAGAAUCAUCCUGUUUUCCUUUUACUUUGAAGGAAUAGCUGCUGCCACCAUUUUUUUUCUAGGGCCAGACCACUACUAUCUCUUGGCAUUUUAUCUAACAACAAACAUGGUAAUUGUACAAGCUUCAUUUAGUUUGUUCAAUCUGCCCUUGGCAGAUAUUGUUGAUGCAGAUUUAAUAAAACACAAACGGAGAUCACCACUUUCCUCUAUGGUUUUUGGUACCAAUGCCCUGUUUACAAAGCCGGCCCAGUCUUUGGCUCCAAUGCUUGUGGUUACAAUACUAAAUCAGUUUGGAUAUGAAAACCUCACCAAUGAAAUUGCUCAGCCUGAUCCAAGUUUGUUUUUAGGUCUUCAUGAUGCCAUGUUCUAUUUGAUCUGUCUGGUUCCACUUUGCAUUGCAGUCAUACAGAUCCUGACGUGGACUCGGUUUUCAAUCCAGAAUAGUCAUUUGACAGCUGUACACUAAAUAUUUAAUAAUUGGUCUGUAAAUCUUGUGCUGAACUGUAUGUAGGAGACUUAGCAUGUUUUAAAUGUGAAAAAGCAACCUUGUAUUGAAGGGACUGUUAGGCCAGAAGCAGUUUGAGCCAUUCAAAUAAAGUUGGAUUCUUCAGUGUGUAUAUAGAAUAUAACAUAGCCUUAGUAUUCUGGGUUUUUUUUCUAGUUGACUUGUCAUUUGAAUGUGACAAGUGUAUGGGAAACAGGGAAGAUAUGGUUUAUUUUUUCCUAAAUUACUAAAGUCAUUUCUGGUACAUACUGUUCACUCUUUGAAGACAGGACAUGACACAUCAGGUAAAGGAAUCUCAGCCCAGCACCUGGAACUCAAGGGAACUGCAUUUUCAAUUCAGUAACUUAAGGUUACUGAAAGAUGGUGGAUUAAUUCUGCUGUGCAUGAUAAUGGCACAUCCCUGAAGUUUGCCAGGAAAAGACAUUCCUCAGGGAAGGCAGGGAGACAGAAAAAUUUAGUUGAUAUUUAGCUGGCCAUAUCUCAAGAGCCAAGAAUAAUUAAUUGCCUUGUAGAAGUCAGUGUAAGACUAAGUAAUAAUAAUAAAAAAAGAUUAAAUUGCUACUCAAUAAAGUGUUGCUAAUUAUGGAAAAAGCUCCAUACGUCAUCUUUUGAAGUUACUAUAUUGCAGUACAUUAUACAAAAUGUCAUUGUGGUAAGAAAAGUAUUAGUUGUUCAAGAAAGGAGUAAGGGGUGACAUGACUGAAGGUAUAGCUUGAAUAGCCUCUUUAAACUGCUACAUCUUCAGAAUUAAGAUAGAAGAAAGAAGUAAUCAAAAUUGAGACUGCCACUGAACUUUGUUAUCCUUUGCUAAACCUACAUGAUUGUUUUUGGCCAUGAACCAAGAAAAGGAUGAUCAAAUGCAAAAGCAAAGUGUCUUGCAGCAGCUGGUUUGUCUGCCUUCACUCCCCAUUAGCUAAUAGUGUCU